This is a messenger RNA of Camellia sinensis, 2823 nucleotides long. Its product is annotated as Subtilase family protein. Gene Ontology annotation, biological process: proteolysis. Gene Ontology annotation, molecular function: serine-type endopeptidase activity. The record is from RefSeq and is a predicted model, not a curated record. Lineage: Eukaryota; Viridiplantae; Streptophyta; Magnoliopsida; Ericales; Theaceae.
AUCUCCUCUAUCCUCUCUCUGACAGUCGCAGCUGUAGAGACUGUUUUUGUUCCUUCUCUUCCACCAAUACAACAAUUAUAUAUAUAUAUAUAUAAACAUUUCUUCUGUAUCGCACUCUCUGUAUUUUCAGUCUCAACCCCAAUCCUCUCUCUCUCUCUCUCUCUCGUUUUGGCUAUGGAGUCAGUGUUCUGGUUCUGUUUCGUAGCUUUUCUUCUUCAAUGUCUCACAAUCACCGCAAAACGAACCUACAUUGUCCACAUGAACCACCACAACAAACCACUAUCCUACGCCACCCACCAUGACUGGUACUCCGCUCAUCUCCAAUCUCUCUCCUCUGAUUCCGACUCCCUCCUCUACACCUACACCACCGCCUACCACGGCUUCGCCGCCUCUCUCGACCCACACCAAGCCGAUCUCCUCCGCCACUCCGAUUCAGUCCUCGGAGUCUACGAAGACACCGUCUACACCCUCCACACCACUCGAACCCCUGAGUUUCUCGGUCUCGACACCCAGAUGGGUUUGUGGGAUGGUCACACACCGCAAGAGCUGAACCACGCUUCUCAGGAUGUUAUCAUUGGGGUUCUCGAUACCGGAGUUUGGCCGGAAUCGAAGAGCUUUGAUGAUUCCGGUAUGCCGGACGUUCCUUCACGGUGGCGAGGAGAGUGCGAGUUGGCUUCCGAUUUCAGCCCUAAACUCUGCAACAAAAAAUUGAUCGGCGCUCGAAGCUUCUCGAGAGGCUACCAUAUGGCUUCGGGGAACGAUCCGAAGAGCACGAAGGAGAUCGAAUCGCCGCGCGAUCAGGACGGUCAUGGUACUCACACGGCGACCACAGCCGGAGGAGCCAAUGUGGCUAACGCGAGCCUCCUCGGCUACGCCAGCGGGACGGCGCGUGGGAUGGCGACGAGAGCGCGCGUCGCGGCUUACAAAGUUUGCUGGAUAACCGGCUGCUUCGGCGCCGAUAUACUCGCCGGAAUGGAUCGCGCCAUAACUGACGGCGUUGAUGUGCUGUCCCUCUCGCUCGGCGGCGGCUCGGCUUCGUACUAUCGGGACACGAUCGCAAUCGGCGCGUUCACGGCAACGGAAAUGGGGAUCUUCGUGUCUUGCUCGGCUGGAAACAGCGGGCCGAGCCGAGCCUCGCUCGCGAAUGUGGCUCCUUGGAUCAUGACGGUUGGAGCCGGAACUUUAGACCGGGAUUUUCCGGCUUACGCGGUUUUGGGUAACGGCAAGCGGUUCACUGGGGUAUCCCUAUAUAGCGGUCUGGGAAUGGGUGAUAAAGCGGUCGGUUUAGUUUACAACAGAGGAAAUAGCAGCUCGGGCAAUCUAUGCUUGCCCGGUUCGCUUGAACCGGAAUUGGUACGUGGGAAAGUGGUGUUGUGCGAUAGAGGGAUCAACGCACGUGUGGAGAAAGGGGAGGUGGUGAAGGACGCGGGAGGAGUGGGAAUGGUGUUGGCGAACACGGCGGCGAGUGGGGAGGAGCUGGUGGCGGACAGCCACUUGUUGCCGGCGGUGGCGGUGGGGAAGAAGGCGGGGGAUGUGAUUAGGGCAUACGUGGCGGCGGCGGGUGGGAGUGCGACGGCGGUGCUGAGUUUUGGUGGGACGGUGUUGAAUGUGAGGCCGUCGCCGGUGGUGGCGGCGUUUAGUUCGAGGGGGCCCAAUAUGGUGACGAUGCAGAUAUUGAAGCCCGAUGUGAUUGGGCCUGGGGUUAACAUCUUGGCUGCGUGGUCAGAGGCUGUUGGGCCCACUGGGUUGGCCAAGGAUACUAGGAAGACCCAGUUCAAUAUCAUGUCAGGUACAUCCAUGUCAUGCCCACACAUUAGUGGUCUAGCAGCACUGCUCAAAGCAGCACAUCCAGAUUGGAGCCCCAGUGCUAUUAAAUCAGCCCUCAUGACCACUGCUUACACUCAUGACAACACCAACUCCCCUCUCCGUGACGCCGCCGAGGGUGACAUCUCCACUCCGUUUGCCCAUGGCUCUGGCCACGUCGACCCCCACAAGGCCCUCUCCCCAGGCCUUGUGUACGACAUCUCAACCAAUGAAUACAUCACAUUCCUCUGCUCUUUAGACUACACUGUCGAGCAAGUAAAGAUGGUUGUCAAGCACCCGAAUGUAACGUGUUCGAGGAAAUUUGCUGACCCUGGCCAACUCAACUACCCAUCGUUCUCGGUCAUGUUCGGGAAAUCAAGAGUUGUAAGGUAUACGCGAGUUUUGACGAAUGUUGGAGCUGCAGGGUCCGUCUAUGAUGUGGCGGUCAAUGGGCCAUCAACGGUGGCUGUUACAGUGAAACCUGGUAAACUUGUUUUCAAGAAUGUGGGAGACAAGCUGCGAUAUACUGUGACGUUCAUGUCCAAGAAUGGUGUGGAUCCUACGACUCGGAAUGAAUUUGGUUCGCUGUCUUGGAGCAAUGUUCAACACCAAGUUACGAGCCCGAUAGCAUAUGCUUGGUCACAGAUGUGAGAUUGCAGGUUUAUGUUUGUGACGGUGCAAGCAUUUCAGUCCUGUUUGGGUUGUGUCGUGUGUAGUUGUUGCUGAGCAGUGAAGAAAACUGCAAAUGGAUCUGACCCGGGUCAAGGAAUUUGCAAACAGAGAGGCAAAAUGAGAAAGGGAGAGAUAGAAAGUUUCUCCUGAAAUCUGAAUUUGGUGUGUGCUAGUGUGAAAGCUAUAAUAUAAUAGAAUUAGGCAUGUCCUGUUUAGUACAGCUUUGCAAGUAUGUUUGUUUGAAAUGAUAUCGACUAGAAUAAUAUGAUAGUAAGUUUUAUUAGUUUGUAUUAACAUUAUUCUAAUCAACGAAGAAUCAAUAGUUUAAGAUGGCAUCAGAAUUGGAAA